Messenger RNA from Annulohypoxylon maeteangense, 3165 nucleotides. RefSeq lists its product as uncharacterized. The transcript is spliced from 2 exons. Lineage: Eukaryota; Fungi; Ascomycota; Sordariomycetes; Xylariales; Hypoxylaceae. The record is from RefSeq and is a predicted model, not a curated record. Bases 285 to 2867 code for a protein of 860 amino acids.
ACAUAAAUGAGCUCCGGCCGAGUUGCAGUCUUCCGGAUCUGAUUUUGUGGUUAUAGCCGAAUGCCUAACGUUCUUCUCAUCCUAUUGCGCACGCCCCGGAUAUCCUGUGCUCUCCAGCUUCAGCUCCUGCUCCUGCUCUUGCUCCAACGACUCCAACUACAACUCCGGCAUCGUCUACCUCAUAACCUCCCCCAUUCCAUUCAUAUCCCUCACGGUCUACCUUGCGAUUGUUGGAUGACCGUUGGCGACUAAGAUACGCGACAAUUGAGUUGGGAACCUUCGCCAUGGCGCCUCACAAGGGCCAGGCUAAACCUGGGAAAGUCUCUUCCGGCCAUGUGAAGAAACCGUCCGCCGUAACCCAAGGCCGAACGAUUGUGCAACCAGCCAUUCCUCUUCCUAUGAUUCCUAAGCAGCAUACGAAACCAGCCAAACAUACCUCGACACCCUCCUCGACCAACGGUUUCCCAGCCUCGUCGCUAGAGGCAGCACUUGCCGGUCAUGGUGAUAAUAUCGCUGUUCCCGUCUCUACUCUGGGUCCUGUUCUAGAUGGCGUAAAAGCUCUCCGACGGCCAGCCAAGGCUCCUAACGGUUCAAAUGUGGAGAAGCCCGAAAACGCCACCGACGUUACCAACGGUGCACUUGAUGAACGUAACGACAAGAAUUUCUAUGCUCUCACCUCUACCUCUACCUCCGCCUCCACUGCCGCUAUCGCUGCCGGCCCAACCUUAACCACCGCUUCCGUAAAUGGUAUAAAUGGGACAAACACCACUAUUCAACACGCAUCUAUCCCGUCCGUAGCGCAUGCUGUGCCCAGUGCUGGAUCAAGUUCUAGUUCCGCUUCUGUCACUGCUUCGGCGAAUGACAUCGGUGAAGGCGCGCGCGAUGCAGUUCAACAUAUCUUGCAGCCACAGCCGCAGCCAAAUCCAUCCUCGCCUAGUCUUCUCUUAAACCAACAGCAACCCCCCCUCAGUCACCACCAUCUGCCUGUCCACCCUUUACAGCAUCAGAUUUCGACCGACGAGAUACCAGAUCCUUCAAAUAUUCACGGCCCGCCCCGCCUCAACCAUUACCAACGUCAACACCAAGCUCAACACCACCCCCAUGUGAGCAAUGGUGGCGGUGUCAUUUUUGGCGGCUUUGCCGGUUCGCAUACACCUUCGCCGGUACCUCCCCCUAGCGGUUUCGUGUCACCCCCACAUCCUCCAACCAUGGCCAUCAACGGCGAGAAUGGUAUACAUCCGCGACCUAACGGCCAUCACCACGCACAUUCCGGAAAUGGCUUCCCUGGUACCAUCAACACACAAUUUCGCCCUGAUGUCAUGUCGUUAUCCACUAUCGAUACGUACGGGCAGGUGCCCGCCCCCGCCCCCGCCCCGUUCGACCCAUUCUCCCCCAGCGUCGCUCGAUAUGGCCUCGAGACGCCUCACAGCAUCCACGGCUCGCAUGCUUCGGGCGAGUUGAAUGGCAUCGAGAAUGUGGCAGUGCCUCCUUAUCAUCCUAACGGCCCUCCCUAUGCCGGUCAUGGUCAUCACGAGCACCCCGUCGGGCAUCCACAUGCAGGCCCUCACUUUCCGCUUUUUAUGCCCCCAGGCCCUUUUUCCCGAUACCCCGGCAUUAGCGACAAUGGUCUAGGGGAUAGCAUUGCGUACUUUCAGGAUCAAUUUGACAACAAAGAACUUACCGACUGCGUCCUGGAAUUGGUCCCCACUAAACGGCUACACCACCCGGUCAAGAUUACCGGCCACAAGCUUGUGUUUGCCCGUAGCCCGGCGCUAAGGCAGCAUAUCAUGGCUGCUCGCGCUACCGAUCUUGGUUCCCAUACCAUCACCGUCGAGUCAGAUGACCAAUAUCUGCGUUCUGACGCUUGGUGGAAUGCCGUACGGCGGUUGUACCUUUACCCUCUACUCACCCCUGCCAUGCUAACUAGCAGAACUCAUACUCUACAAUUGAGUGAUGAUAAAGCGGACCGGUUCGAAUUCUGUCUGGGUUACGCCGCCGCCGGCCACCUGCUGAACAUGCACGACGUUUUUUUGCGCGGCUUGCGGAUGGCAGCCGACUUCCUCACUUGGAGCACUGCGGAAGAUGCUCUCGCUUUCGUUUUUGAAGGUGCCAUACAGCGCCAUGAAAAAUACGAUGAUGACCAGGACGCUGAGUUGGACUACGUGUACGGUCCGGACGUUGGGUUCCUUCGGGAUAUAAUCAGGGAUUUCAUCGUCAACGCAUUUCCCGUUGACUUCGAAUUCGACCCGUCAGUUUAUGACCCCCCAAAACUUGCGCGUAUCCCGCCAGCUGCAGGCGUUACACCUUCGCCAAUGAGCUCUAUACCUACCAUCGCUAGAGGCACGAAUAUGCGCAGUCCUACAAAAUCCCAACGUCUAACCAGCAUUAAGUUCGGCGAUCUCCCGGCUGCCUAUCCAGACGAUGCUGCGGGUCCUCUCCGUGAUCUUGAUAAUUCGUCUCCGGCCCUUUCACGUAUAUUACUCAACUUGCCGUUCAACGAACUCUGCAGGGUACUCACUUCGCAGAACGACGGGAUCCCGGGUAUGCAUACAGCACAAAUUCGAUACCAUGCGAUUGCCGAUGUGGUUGCCGAGAGAGAGGCACGACGGUUACGCGCUGUUGAAGCGGUCCGUGCCGGACUAGUUCCCAAUUCCGAAGACAUCCAACAACGUCUGUCAGCUCAACGCCGCUACGCCAUAGUCGAGCCAUGGGACGUGCUGAAUUGGGAGGAGACCGUAAUCCAGCCCACAGGUGCCGAGCUUCCUCGGAUGGUACGUACGUGGGUCUCGCAAUUCGCCGUUGCUUCCGACGGGUCCCAGCACCAAUUAAAGCCCCUACAGUACGAGUCCCGGAACUCCAUGGUUUAGCUUCCCGACUCGAGUAUCGCGUAGCGGGACUCAUGAUUGGGUGGCAGAUUUGGUCGACACAAUGGAAUGAAGGUUCCUAUGUUACAUGGCAUGGCGGUUCUGUCAUUUGUCUUUUCUUAUUAACAGCAAAUCUCCUAUGGUGCUCACCAUCUCUCUAUCGACUCACCCCGGGUAUGAAGGUUCUCCAUAAAACCAACUAAAAAAUACUCGCUCGGUCGAGCUAAUUACUACUGUCGUGAAUACGGGCAAUGAUAGGUCGGAAAGGGGGUUAAACAGUACAGGAGGAUUGCGAAUAGCA